Molecule: messenger RNA, 15411 nt
Organism: Nanorana parkeri
Lineage: Eukaryota; Metazoa; Chordata; Amphibia; Anura; Dicroglossidae
Gene: BLTP1
Product: KIAA1109 ortholog
Exons: 82
Biological process (GO): synaptic vesicle endocytosis
Source: RefSeq, a predicted model, not a curated record
AGUAUUUAUUUAGGGUUUUGUUUGUCUUUACAGGAUCAUUUUCCUUUUCCGUCCUCUCUGGAAAGAUCAUGCUACGUGAAAUCUACUAUAUUACCGAAGACAUGUCUAUUAGAAUUCAAGAUGGAUUUAUUAUAUUUCGUUGGUGGAAAAUGUAUAACCCUAAACAAAAACAACAUGAUCCCAAAGCAGAAACCCGGCUGUAUAUUACUGUAAAUGAUUUUGAAUUCCAUGUUUACAAUCGCUCUGAUCUUUAUGGACACCUCCAGGAAGUUUUUGGUUUAGAUCCAACUAUAUUCCCUCCCCGGAAAGAGGAUGAUAAGGUCCGAGAGAAUGGAAAAGAAAAAGUGCAUGCUGGACUUGCGAGUGCUAAAAUGGAACCUCAAGAUCCAUCCUCAUCGUGGAGAUCUCUCAUACCAGUGAUUAAAAUGAAUAUCAGCACAGGACGCUUGGCUUUUGGAAAUCAUUACCAACCACAAACCUUAUGUGUAAAUUUUGAUGAUGCAUUCCUCACAUACACCACUAAGCCGCCAUCAAGCCACCUGGACCAGUUCAUGCACAUAUUGAAAGGCAAACUGGAGAAUGUCAGAGUGAUGCUAGUGCCCAGUCCAAGAUACGUCGGACUUCAGAAUGACGAGCCUCCAAGACUCAUGGGAGAAGGAUUUGUGGUCAUGCAGUCUAAUGAUGUUGACAUCUACUACUACAUGGAUGAGCCAGGACUUGUUCCAGAAGACUCAGGGGAAAAUGUUGAAGAAGAAAGCAACUCGGAAGAUGCAAAGCUGCAAGACUUGCCACCUUGCUGGGGUUUAGAUAUUGUCUGUGGAAAAGGAACAGAUUUUAACUAUGGGCCAUGGGCGGAUAGGCAGAGGGAGUGCUUGUGGAAAUUUUUCUUGCCACCAGAUUAUCAGGUUUUGAAAGUUUCUGAGAUUGCACAGCCUGGCAAACCUCGACAGAUCCAGGCAUUUGAGCUGAGAAUGAACAUUAUUGCAAAUGCUACAAUAGAUCUUCUUUUCACCAAAAACAAAGAAACAAAUGCCGUGCAUGUGAAUGUGUGGGCAGGAUCCUAUUUGGAAGUAAACAUUCCCAUGACUGUCACAGAAAAUGGUUAUUCUCCAACAAUUAAAGGGCAGUUAUUACAUGUUGAUACCACAACUAGUAUGCAGUUCAGGUCUCUUCUAGAAGCUGAAAUGCUUGCAUUUCAUAUAAAUGCCAGCUACCCUCGGGUGUGGAAUAUGCCUCAAACGUGGCACUGUGAGCUUGAAGUGUACAAGGCAACAUACCACUUUAUAUUUGCUCAAAAAGGCUUUUUCACUGAUCUAAUACAAGACUGGUCUAGUGACAAUGCACCAGAUUUAUUUUCCUUUGUCCCAUAUACUUGGAACCUAAAGAUAAUGUUUCAUCAGUUUGAGAUGAUCUGGGCAGCAAAUCAACACAAUUGGAUUGAUUGCUCAACCAAGCAACAAGAAAAUGUGUAUCUUGCCGCCUGUGGAGAAACAUUAAACAUUGAUUUUGCACUGCCAUUUACGGAUUUUGUACCAACUACAUGUAAUACCAGGUUUUCCCUUAGAGCAGGAGAUGUGGACCUUCAUUUGUUCAUACCUGACUGCCAUCCAAGUAAAUAUUCAUUGCUUACAUUGGCAAAAGAUUGCCACCCAAACAAGACAAGUCCUGACUCCUGCAGUUCUACAGAGAAUCAGAGUGGCCUGAAACACUGCAAACUGAAAUGGAGAAAUGUAGCACAAGUAGAGGCCGGUUGGGUGGAGUGCUGGACUGUCCCAUCUGUAAUGCUUGCCAUCGAUUAUACAUGGCAUCCAAUUUAUCCACAAAAGGCUGAUGAACAACUGAAGCAGUCAUUAUCAGAAAUAGAGGAAUCAAUGCUUUCGAUGCUGAGGCCUAGCCAGAGAACAUCAGAGAGGGUCACUUCUCCCACUACUUCUAGCAGACCAGCAAUAGAUCCUUCAGAACUGCCACCGGAUAAGCUGCAUGUGGAGCUGGAGCUUUCCCCGGACUCGCAUGUUAUGUUCUAUGGACCCCUCCUGAGGGCCUUUCUGUCAAUAAAGGAAAACUAUUUUGGAGAGGACGACAUGUACACAGACUUUGAGGACAGCACCUCCAGUCCUGUACUAUCAAUGUCCACAUCGUCUAGCUCUGGCUGGACCGCAGUUGGAAUGGAGAAUGAAAAGAGAGAUAAUGACCUAGCCACCAAAUCCGUUCAUCCACUCAGCCUGAGGCCAUGGGACAUCACUGUACUUCUCAAUGUGUUUAAAGUGCAUGCCAAGCUGCCUGUGCACUGCGGUAAUGAUGGACCAGAAUGUCCAACUGCUUUUGUGGAGAGACUCUGCUUUGAGAUGAAGAAAACGUACGGAGAGACUUUUCUCCAGCUUGUACUGUCACCUUUGUACAUAUUUGUGAAUGACAAUUAUAUGCAGAGGCCUGCCGUGGAUGGGAUGCUUAGAGAAGGGCACAUUAGCCUCUCUGGAUUACAGCUACGUGCACAUGCAAUGUUUUCUCCAGAAGGCUUGCCUCUAGGCACAGAUACAAUGGAGUAUGCAUGGUUAAUAGACGUGCAGGCGGGUGCUCUUACUGCCAUGGUCACUGCACCACAGGUGGUGGGUCUGCUGGAUUGGGGGCAGACCUUUGUGUACCAUGUGGUGUGUAAUGAGUUCCAGAUGGAGAGGCCAAAGUCCGUGGUGAUCUGCCAGCAUGGCAUCAAUCAGAGGUUUUGUGACGCUAAGUUAAGCUGCCAUCCGGGACCAUGUCUGCCAGCAGACGACCUGAAAUACCGAAUGACACGCCUGUCAGCUGAUGGAGCAGAUCUCUACAUCGCAGAACAUGGCUGUGCUACAAACCUGAAAAUGGGUGCUAUUAGACUUGCAAAUUGUAACCUCCAUAAUCAAGCUGUUGGUGAAGGCAUCAGUGCUGCAAUUCAAAAUGUGCAGCUAAAGCAGUAUAUUGAACAGCUGGACAGCAGCAGAAUAGGGCUGCAGCCUACAGUCUUGCGUAGAGCUUACUGGUUGGAGACGGGCUCUGUCAUUUUAGGACUCAUUACUUCAGAUAUCGCCCUAGCUGCUGAUCAUUCCUCUAAACAUGAGGUCCAAAGACACUUUCUAGAAACUCAUGACAGCAGGACUAAAAGAUUGUGGUUCCUGUGGCCUGAUGAUGCUGUGAAAAAUAAGAGGAGCCGGAAUAAGUGUGGUUGCCUGGGAGGCUGCAGGUUUUUUGGUGGUAUUGCCACAGGGGUUGACUUUUUCCGGCUGGAGGAGCUGACACCUUCGAGCAGCUCAGCAUUCUCAAACACCAGCUCAGAGUCUGAUAUGUUUUAUGGACAGUCUUUGUUACAUCCUAAUGAAUGGAUUAUAAGUAAGGAGGUGCCAAAAGCAGGAGAAGGGAAGGCCAAUAGUUGUAGAAGAAAGGAUUGGGACUCCAGGUCUGUAGUCAUAGAGAUUGAAAGAAAAGCACAGCAUCUGAGCCUACAAGUGCCACUACGCUCUCACAGUUCAUCUUCUUCCGAUGAGAACAGCAGUUGCAGUGCUGCUCUACCAUUGCUUGCUGAUGAAAAAGAUAGCCCUUCUUCUGCUGCUGAAGAAUCUUUGGGGCACAUGGACUUUCCACCCCGAGCCAAGUCACAAGAAUCCCAUACAAGCGUUCCAGUGGAAGCUUCAGGAAGUGGUCCAGUUUCACCAAACUCUCAGGACCGGUCCGCAGUCCAUUCUCCACUUCGCUCUCCUCUGAAGCGUCAGGCAUCUGUAUGCUCCACACGGCUAGGUAGUACAAAGAGUCUUUCAGCUGCAUUUUAUGGGGACAAACCAUUAGGACCUGUCGGAGUUCAGUUCAGUACUGAUGUCUCACGCAGUGAUGAGAAUGUCUUGGACUCCCCAAAGCAGAGGAGGAGCUUUGGCUCCUUUCCAUAUACUCCAUCUGCAGAUUCCAACUCUUUCCAUCAGUACCGUUCAAUGGACUCUAGUAUGUCAAUGGCAGACAGUGAAGCUUAUUUUUCUGCUGCUGAGGAAUUUGAACCUAUAAGCAGUGAUGAAGGUCCUGGCACAUAUCCAGGUAGAAAAAGAAGAAAAAAGCAAACUCAAAAAAUUGACUAUAGCAGGGGAUCUAUUUACCACAGUGUAGAGGGUCCUUUAACUGGUACUACGCAGGUAGAUGCAAGAUUAGAUCCAAGGACAUUACCACUCCGAACUCAUGCCUCUCAAGCUUCAUUUGUCUCUGCUCUAGCUGGGGAGGAGGAAGCACUGGAACAUGUAUAUGCAAUGGAAGCCGAAAAACCUGUGGAUAAUGAACAGACUACUCAGCAGCCAAUUAUGUCCUGCUAUCAGAACUAUCUGAGCCAGUUGCAGGUGUUUAACUGGUCUGUAAAACACCCAACAAAUAAAAGGACUUCAAAAUCUUCCCUACAUAGGCCAUUAGACCUUGACACUCCAACAAGCGAAGAAAGUUCAACUUCCUAUGAACAGCUUUGUGUUCCAACUUUUAAGGUGGUGAGACAAGGACUGUCUGCCAAUGCCUUGCUUGACCGAGGGAUGCAGCUCAUGGGUUCUUCCUCCAGUACCCCGUACACUCCCCUGGAGAAAAAGGCGAUGGACAACACAGAUGAGGAGACACUAACUGAAGAAUGGACUCUAGAUCAACCAGUAUCCCAUACUCGUACAACAGCAAUUGUAGAAGUAAAGGGUACAGUGGACAUUGUUCUUAGCCCGUUAAUUGCAGAAGCAUUGGACAGGUACAUAGAAGCCAUGGUUCAUUUCACCAGCACAAGACAUCCUGCUGCAAUUGUUGAUGAUCUGCACACAAAGGUGCUAAAAGAAGCCGUUCAGAACAGCAAAACUACUUUCUCUGAAAAUCUCUCUUCAAAGCCAGAUAAUAAAUUGGCCAAACCCGAGACUCAGGUUAAAGGAGGCACAAAUCAAACACAAACUAAAUCUGUGCUAACCCAGGAUAAUGUGAAAAUUAAGGGGCUGCAAGCCAAUGUCUCAAUUCCCAAGGUUAAUCUCUGUUUGUUGCAAGCAUCAAUAGAAGAGUCCUCUAAUACAGCAACAAAUAAAAGUGUCACUCAUGUUUCUUUAGUUGCUCUUUGCUUUGACAGAAUUGCUACACAAGUCCGUAUGAACAGGGGCGUGGUAGAAGAAGCCCCAAACAACCCAGAAACUGGUCGUCCAACUGUGAACUUUGAGAAAUAUGCCAGUGCCACUAAGAUGCAACCGCAGUCUUCAGGAUCCCUUAGGUCCAAUGCUGGGGCUGAAAAAGGAAAAGAAAUAGCUGCCAAGUUGAAUGUUCAUCGAGUACAUGGUCAGCUCCGGGGUCUUGAUACUUCAGAUGUGGGAACCUGUGCAAUCACUACUAUUCCCUUUGAGAAAUCAAAGGUUCUUUUCACGUUGGAAGAAUUAGAUGAUUUUACAUUUGUGGAUGAAACUGAGCAGCCUCCAGCUACUGAUGUAACACGCAUUGGUCCAAGCCAAGAAAAAUGGGGUUGGAUAAUGUUUGAAUGUGGAAUUGAAAACCUGGUCAUUAAAGGUGGGCGGCAGUCUGGCGCUAUAUUGUACAACUCUUUUGGCAUGAUGGGCAAGUCAGGUACUACUGAUCGAAGUGGAAUGCAAAAAUCGAAUGACUCUUCCGAUUCCCCAACUGGAAGUGGCUAUAGUACCGAUGUAUCGGAUGAUAAUAUCCCAUGCGAUGGCGUGAGUCCUUCUUCAGACAUUAAUGGAAAUUCAGUAUCUGAUGAACAGGAUGAAGGUGUUGAGUCAGAUGACUUGAAAAAAGAUCUUCCAUUAAUGCCUCCUCCUCCCGACUCUAGUAGCAUGAAGCUUAAUAUAAAGGAGAUCUGGUUUAGCUUUGCAGCACCCACAAAUGUACGCUCACCAGCUCUUACCUUUUCCAGGCAAUUGAACCUCCUAAGUACUGCAACUCCAGCGGUCAGUGCAUGGCUGGUUCCUAUUGAUCAGUUAAAAUCCUCUCUGAACAAGCUGGAUACUGAGGGCACAUUAAGAGUCUGUGCUGUUAUGGGCUGUAUUAUGACUGAAGCCUUGGAGAAUAAAAGCGUUCAUUUCCCUUUGCGGAGUAAGUACAACCGACUUACAAAGCAAGCUCGCUACCUACAAGAAAAUCCCUCCUGUCUGCUUUGCAAUUUGCUUCAUCAUUAUUUACAUCAAGCCAAUUAUUCCAUUAUUGAAGAUGCCACAUUGAAUGAUGGACUCCCUGCUUUGGUCACCUUGAAGAAAGGGCUUGUUGCGCUUGCUAGGCAAUGGAUGAAGUUUAUUGUUGUCACACCUGCUUUUAAAGGUGUUCGCUUGCUCAGGCCAGCUCAACCACUGAAGCCUCAAAAUCCAGUCAAGAAAGAGGAAGAUGAUCUGAAUGGGUUGGAGAAUGGUGCAGCUCUGCAGAGUGACACCAGUGCGGAUGGAGCAGAGUUUGAAUUUGAUGCAGCUACUAUUAGUGAGCAUACCAUGCUGCUGGAAGGGGCAAAUACAAAGCCUCCACAAACUGGGGUUUCUUCAGGUCCUGUAAGUGGAGCAGAAAUUAUGAGAAAGCUGUCUAAAUCUCAUGCUCACACCGACUCUGCUGUAAAGAUCAAGGGAAUCCACCCAUAUCACUCUCUGAGUUACACCAGUGGAGACACAGCAAAUGACUCUCCGGCACAUGUCAGCAGGCCUGGAUUGCCCGUUAAGGAAAGUCCACGAAAAGAGAGUCUCCUGAGUUACCUGACAGGGAGCUUCCCAAGCCUACAUAAUCUGCUGGAGGGAACUCCACAAAAAAGUGCUGCUGUUGCAGUUAAAAGCAGUUCUCUUACCAGGACAGGGAAUCCUGUGGGCACAGAAAUUUUAUCAGAACACCCUUUAUUGUCUGAACCAUCCUCUGUGAGCUUCUAUAACUGGAUGUCAAAUGCAGUGGGUAAUAGAGGCAGUGUGGUACACGAGUCACCCAUGAUCAAGUCUGGACACAACAGCCUUCCCACAGCAACAACACAUAACUUGCCAACAAUUCCUUCAGCCUCAGAUUUCAACACUGUAAUGUCGAGUGAACAGAACACACUGGAUGGAACCCCCUCUCAGCACAGCACCAGUCAAGAUGAUAUAGCUGGCAUUGAAGAAGGCAACCAGGGAUUCCCUGCAGUUCAGCUUGCAGAUGCACAGGUGGUGUUCAAACCUCUACUGAGUUAUACAGGUAUUCAAUCACAAGAUGUUGUUCCACUAAGCUACAGGAUGUACUUUGGGGAACACCUGUCCUUCUCUGGCACUUUGGACUGUCUUAGAGCUGACAUAGUUGAUUCUGAUACAUCAAAAGAAAGGAGGAGUAAAAGAGCCAGAAGGCAAGGAGCUAUCAAUCUACCUCCACUUGAAUUCAAACCAGCUCUGAUGUUAGAAACCUUCAGUAUAAAUGCAGUGAUAAUGGAAAAGUCUAUGUCCACUCCCCAGAACCCCGCCAGUGCACUCUCUUUUCAUGACCUCAGCAAAAGAUACUAUAAUACUUUCCACUGUAACUUCACCAUAUCCUGCCAGUCCAUUAGUCAGCAUGUAGAUAUGGCCUUGGUACGGCUUAUACAUCAGUUUAGUACAAUGAUUGAUGACAUCAAGGCAACACAGACUGAUAUCAAACUCAGCAGAUACACAGCUGGGUCAGCAUCUCCCACACCUACCUUCAAGACAAGGAAACAUCGAGAUUUCCGUUCCUCUGACUUCAGUCGCAGCUCUCGGGGCAGUCUAAAUGGAGGCACCAGAGUGAAUAAUUUAAAGAACAAAAGAGCCAGCAAUGACAACAACAAGAAAGAGUCUCGAAACAAGAACUCCUUGGGAAGAUCAGAACGGAGAACUUCCAAGGUUUCUCGAAAGGGCUCUAAAGAUGCAGUAGAUCAUAUGACAAUCCAUAUGGAUGACUCAGAUUCCAUAACUGUUUCUGAACAAAGUGAGCCAUCUGCAGAGUGCUGGCAGAACAUGUACAAACUGCUUAACUUCUACUCUCUUAUAUCUGACCCCACUGGAUUUUUGGAAAAGUCAUCUGAACCUCUUGGUCCUUCAGGUAUAAGGAGCCCAUCAGAGCCAACAUGCAGGGUGGUGUUUGAAAAUGAACAGGACAGCAAUAGCCUGAAUAGAAGUCAGAGAAAACGCAGCCUAGUUGCAGCAGAACCUCAGCAUGUCACUCUGAUAGUGUUUGGAAUAGGCAUGGUAAAUCGCACUCACCUAGAAGCUGACAUUGGAGGCUUGACCAUGGAGUCUGAACUCAAGAGGAUUCAUGGCAGCUUUACCCUGAAAGAGAAAAUGAAAGAUGUCCUUCAUCAGAAAAUGACUGAGACUUGUGCCACAGCUCAUAUAGGAGGUGUUAAUAUUGUUCUUCUGGAGGGCGUUACACCAAAUAUACAACUGGAGGAUUUCCCUACAUCUCCAACAAGCACAGCCAAACAAGAGUUUCUGACAGUAGUAAAAUGCAGUAUUGCUAAGUCCCAGGCACUGUACAGUGCACAGAGAGGCCUGAGAACAAGCAAUGCUGCUGUGUUCAAAGUUGGAGCAAUCAGCAUUAACAUUCCACAGCACCCAGCUACAUUGCACAGCAUGAUGGUGCGCAGUUCUCACCAGCUCUCAAAGCAGAUCUCAGACCUCAUCAGACAGCCUUCAACAGUGGUGCCCCCUCCAAAGGAAGAUGUAGCAACACCAUUACUAUCUGAAAAAACCCCCUCAAGUGUUAACCAGACUCCAAUUGAAACUAUUGUAUUCCCUCAACUCCCAGAAGGACUUGAAAAGAAGCCUAUUGUGCUGAAGUUCAGUGCUAUGUUGGAUGGUAUUGCUAUUGGAGCUGCAUUGUUACCUUCCCUCAAAGCAGAGUAUAAAAUGGGGAGAAUGCGAAGCCAUGGGAUGACAGGUGCACAGACAAGAUUUACAUUUGAGCUUCCAAAUCACAGGCUGCGGUUCACUUCCAGGGUCUCUUCUACAGAUAUGUCAACUAUUCCCCCCUCAGCCAGUCUCAAUCUUCCCCCAGUCACCAUGCAUGGUAAAUACAUUAUGGAAGAGCAUGACAACUACUCAGAUCAAGCCUGGAGCAUGGAUGACCUACCUGCCAAUCAGAGUUACUACCUGCAAGGAAACUAUUUACGUUGUGUGGCUGAGGUUGGGUCGUUUGAGCAUAAUCUAACCACUGACCUACUGAACCACCUGGUUUUUGUACAGAAAGUCUUCAUGAAAGAGGUUAACGAAGUAAUACAGAAAGUCUCAGGAGGUGAGCAACCAAUCCCACUGUGGAAUGAACAUGAUGGUACAACAGAUGGAGAAAAACCAAAAAUUCUCCUUUAUUCCUUAAAUGCUUUGCUAAAGGGUAUCCAAGUGACAGCAACAACUCCCUCCAUGAGGGCAGUCAGAUUUGAGACUGGGCUGAUAGAGCUGGAAUUGUCGAACCGAAUUCAGACAAAAGCCUUACCCGGAAGCAGUAGCUAUCUAAAGCUUUUUGGCAAAUGUCAGGUUGAUUUAAACUUGGCUCUUGGACAGAUUGUGAAACAUCAGGUUUAUGAAGAGGCUGGAUCAGAUUUUCAUCAAGUUGCCUAUUUUAAAACCCGUAUAGGCUUACGUAAUGCGCUGCAGGAGGAGAUCAGCGGCUCAACAGGCAGAGAAGCAGUGCUUAUUACUUUGAGUAGACCCAUUGUCUAUGCACAGCCUGUAGCCUUUGACAGAGCUGUGUUGUUCUGGCUGAAUUACAAGGCAGCAUAUGAUAACUGGAAUGAGCAGCGAAUGGCACUCAACAAGGAUAUUCACAUGGCUACAAAGGAAGUAGUAGACAUGUUGCCAGGAAUUCAGCAGACAUCUGCCCAGGCUCUUGGAACUCUCUUCCUCCAACUCACAGUCAAUGAUUUGGGUAUAUGUUUACCCAUCACCAAUGCACCACAGGCAAAUCACACUGGUGACUUUGAUACAGGCUCUGCAGUGGUACUGACGAUUGAAAGUACGCUUAUAACAGCAUGCUCAUCAGAGUCCCUGGUGAGCAAGGGGCACUUUAAAAACUUCUGCAUUCGUUUUGCGGAUGGCUUUGAGACCUCUUGGGAUGACUGGAAACCAGAAAUCAGAACAGAUCUAGUGAUGAAUGCAUGUGUUGUGCCAGAUGGAACAUAUGAAGUGUGUUCUCGGACAACAGGGCAGGCUUCUGCAGAAAGCAACAGCGCUGGCACAUGGACACUCAAUGUGUUGUGGAAGAUGUGUGGUAUUGAUGUGCAUAUGGAUCCAAACAUUGGCAAAAGGCUUAAUGCCCUUGGCAAUACUUUGACCACACUGACCGGAGAAGAGGACAUAGAUGAUAUUGCUGAUCUGAACUCUGUAAUCAUGGCUGACCUCUCAGAUGAAGAUGAAGUUGACAGCAUGUCUCCUACAGUCCACUCAGAAACUGUUGACUGUAGACGACCUGGGCAGAUUGGAAACCAAAGUGUUGAUCCAAGAGGACGGAAAUUUGUGAAACGUUUAGUUGAUAUACGAGAACUGAAUGAACAAGCCAAAGUUAUUGAUGAUCUCAAAAAACUUGGGGCAAGCGAAGGAACCAUAAACCAGGAAAUUCAGCGCUAUCAGCACUUGGAGUCAGUGGCAGUAAAUGACAUCCGUAGAGAUGUUCGAAAGAAGCUACGCAGAUCUAGCAUGAGGGCAGCCUCCUUGAAAGAUAAAUGGGGUCUCGGAUACAAACCAAGCUACAAUCGUUCCAAGAGUAUCACUGCUUCAGGAAGACCACCUUUGAAAAGAACAGAAAGAGCCAGCUCUAGAGUAGAUAGUGAAGAGCUUCCUGAAAUCCGUGUUGAAGCUGCUUCUCCUGCAGGUCCAAGAGUGACAUUCAACAUUCAGGAUAGUUUUCCAGAGGAGGUAGAUGGUGAUCUGUUGUCAGUUACAAUUGAUGGUCCAUCUCAUUACUCAUCCAUUAGUGAAGGUUCACAUCCAGUGUUCAGUUCCCCAAACACCCCAUCAGUGUUUUCACCUGGCAUUCCUUUCCAGACUGAAGAAAAGAGAGAAGACACAUCUUCCUCAUCCUCUGAGGAGUCUGAUAAAGAAGAAGAUCAUGACAGAGAGAAAAUGUAUAUUUACCGGAAACCUCAGCAAAGCAACAGAAAGAAAACUUCUGGAUUUGCUGCAGUCCAUCAACUUUUCACAGAGCGUUGGCCUAGCACACCAUCCAACCGCAAUGUAUCCAGCACUACCACUGAGAGAAACAUAGACUUUGAACUAGAUAUCAGGGUAGAAAUUGACUCCGGUAAAUGUGUGCUGCAUCCAACAACUCUGCAGCAGGAACAUGAUGAAAUCAGUUUGAGAAGGAGUUAUGACAGAAGCUCACGUAGUCUUGACCAAGAUUCUCCAUCUAAGAAGAAAAAAUUACAGAACAACUAUGCAUCUACCACUCAUCUAUUGGCUGGAAAGAAAGUGCCAUCGUCUCUCCAGUCUAAGUCAAGUGACUCCGAAACCACAGUUUUUUAUAUUCCUGGGGUUGAUGUUAAGUUGCAUUACAACUCAAAAACAUUGAAAACAGAAUCGCCAAAUGCUUCAAGAGGAUCAUCUUUGCCAAGAACUCUUUCAAAAGAAUCAAAGUUGUAUGGUAUGAAAGAUACUGCACCAUCUCCUUUACCUAGUACUGUCCACAGCAAGACUAAUACCUUGUUACCACCCCCACCCCCACCAAUCCCCUCAGCCAAAGGAAAGGGAUGUGGUGGAGUGAAAACUGCUAAAUUGUAUGCUUGGGUAGCACUGCAGUCGUUGCCUGAAGAAAUGGUUAUAAGUCCAAACCUGCUUGACUUUCUGGAGAAGGCCUUGGAGACCAUACCCAUAACACCAAUAGAACGAAAUUACAAUGCAGUGAGUGCUCAGGAUGAAGAUAUUGGACAAUUUGAUCUGCAGGAUCCAUUGGAAGAGUCAACUACCUCAUUAGUGUCCUCUUCAACCUCUGCCUAUUCCUCCUUCCCAGUAGAUGUAGUUGUUUAUGUAAGAGUUCAGCCAUCCCAAAUCAAGUUUAGCUGCCUACCAGUUUCACGUGUUGAAUGUAUGCUGAAGCUGCCUUCUUUAGACUUGGUGUUCUCCUCAAACCGAAGUGAUCUUGAGACACUGGGGUUAACCCAUCCUUCUGAUGCUGGCGUUGGGAAUCUCUCCAUGCCAAGUGGAUCAAAAGCCAACCUAAACAAAUCAGGGAUGACAGGACCAUCCCCAGGGCUUGGUAGCCCUCUUGGAAGGACUCGCCACAGCAGUAGCCAAUCAGAUCUGACCAACUCAAGCAGCAACUCAUCAGGCCUGAGUUUCACAGCUUGCAUGUCUGAUUUCUCUCUUUAUGUGUUUCACCCAUAUGGAGCUGGCAAACAGAAAUCUGGAGUCUCUGGUCUUACUCCAGGUUCCAGUGGCUUAGGACAUGUGGAUGAAGAGCCCACAUCAGUGACAGGCCGCAAAGACUCUCUCAGUAUCAACUUGGAAUUUGUCAAGGUCAGUUUGUCCAGAAUGAGACGUUCUGGUGGUAAUUCUUUCUUUGAAACCGUGUCUGCUAACAAAGCUGCUAGCAAAAUGGAUACUACUUUAAUAAACAUCUCAGCUGUCUGUGAUAUCGGCUCGGCCUCUUUCAAGUAUGACAUGCGUCGGCUUAGUGAAAUUUUAGCAUUUCCAAGGGCGUGGUAUAGAAGAAGCAUCGCUAGACGUCUCUUUCUUGGUGAUCAGACUAUAAAUGUGCCUGCCUCUGGACCUGGGACUCCUGAUUCAGUUGAAGGAGUGAAUCAGCAUAUCUCCCCUGAAUCUUCUCGUAAAGCAUAUUGCAGGACCUGGGAGCAGCCCAGUCAGUCGGCCUCCUUCACUCACAUGGCACAGUCGCCCAAUGUUUUCAGUGACCACGCUACAAACAACAGCAUGUCUCCUGGAAUAGCAUCACACUCCUUAAAAUCACCUGCUGUAACCAGAUCUAGAAGUGUCUCAGACUCCUCUGUGCCACGCAGAGAUUCUGUGACCAAGACUUCAACACCAUCUUUCAGUAAAGCUGCUAAACCAUCCAGCCAGCAGGGGUCACCUUGGGAAACUCUGGUUGUGUUUGCAAUUAAUCUGAAGCAGCUGAAUGUUCAAAUGAAUAUGAGCAAUGUAAUGGGAAAUACAACAUGGACUACAAGUGGUUUAAAAAGCCAAGGACGCUUGUCUGUGGGAAGUAACAGGGAUCGAGAAAUCAGCAUGUCUGUUGGGCUGGGGAGGUCUCAGCUGGAUUCCAGAGGUGGAGUUGUGGGUGGAACGAUAGAUGUAAACACUCUGGAAAUGGUUGCUCACAUUUCAGAACACCCUAACCAGCAGCCCAGCCAUAAGAUUCAAAUCACAAUGGGCUCAACUGAGGCUCGUGUGGACUACAUGGGAUCCAGCAUCCUUAUGGGGAUCUUUAGCAAUGCAGACCUUAAGCUACAGGAUGAGUGGAAUGUCAACCUGUACACGCCACUGGACACAAGCAUCUCUGACAAAAGUGUCAUAUUUAUCCAUGGAGACCUGCAAUGGGAUAUUUUCCAGGUAAUGAUCUCCCGGUCUACUACUCCAGACCUCAUCAAGAUAGGAAUGAAGCUGCAAGAAUUUUUCACUCAGCAGUUUGACACAAGCAAGCGAGCUUUAUCUACAUGGGGUCCAGUACAAUACCUUCCACCGAAAACUGUGGUCACCAAUCUUGAAAAGAAUUCACGUGAGCAAUUGCUGGAUGCAGCUCACCACCGUCAUUGGCCUGGAGUACUGAAGAUAAUCUCUGGCUGCCACAUAUCCUUGUUUCAGAUCCCCUUGCCCGAAGACACUGUUCAGUUAGGGGGCUCAAUGAGCCUACACGGCAACCACAUGACAUUGGCCUGCUUUCAUGGACCCAAUUUCCGUUCUAAAUCGUGGGCAUUGUUUCACUUGGAAGAGCCAAAUAUUGCAUUUUGGACUGAAGCGCAAAAGAUUUGGGAAGAAGGUUCAAGCGAACACUCUACCUAUAUUGUGCAAACUUUGGAUUUUCACCUCGGUCAUAACACUAUGGUUACCAAACCUUGUGGAGCACUGGAGAGUCCUAUGGCAACAAUUACUAAAAUAACAAGGAGGAGGCAUGAAAAUCCACCACAUGGCGUCGCUAGUGUAAAGGAAUGGUUUAAUUAUGUCACAGCUAUGAGAAAUGAAGAACUGAGUUUGCUUCGGAAUGUUGAUGCAAAUAAUGCAGAGAGCAGCACAGCAGUAAAAAAUGCAAGUCUGUUGAGUGGAUUUCAGGGAGCAUCCAGUUACAACCAUGAAACAGAAACAAUCUUUGCUUUACCCAGAAUGCAACUGGAUUUUAAAUCUAUACAUGUGCAAGAGCCAAAAGAACCAACCCUGCAAGAUGUUGACAGCAAGCCGAAAGUGGAGUGCAGCGUUGUUACCGAGUUUACAGAUCAUAUCUGCGUCACAAUGGAUGCUGAAUUGAUUAUAUUUUUGCAUGAUUUGGUGUCUGCCUAUUUAAAGGAGAAAGAAAAAGUUAUUCUUCCACCACGCAUUUUCACAACUCGUGCAGGCCAGAAGAGUCCUGUGAUCCAGAUUGAUAAUGGUUCUUCUGAGAAAGAAAAGGCAGAAAAUACUAAUUCCACUUAUGUGGACUGGAGAGAAUUCAUGUGCAAUACUUGGCAUCUGGAGCCCACACUGAGGCUAAUAUCUUGGACAGGAAGGAAAAUUGACCCAGUUGGAGUGGAUUACAUACUGCAGAAAUUAGGUUUCCAUCAUGCCAGAACCACCAUUCCAAAAUGGCUUCAGCGUGGAGUAAUGGAUCCACUGGACAAGGUUCUUUCGGUCCUGAUUAAAAAGCUAGGGUCUGCUUUGCAAGAUGAGAAGGAAAAGAAAGGAAAAGAGAAGGAGGAGCAUUGAACAUGCCGAGAAUUGCGAACAAAUUGUCAGAGAUCAAAACAAGUUACACUUUUUUAUACUGUACAGGACAUUUUAACAGAUGCAUUUGGAAGUGACCAGCUUUUCUUUUUUAUUUAACUGAUGUUAACUCUCAUCCCUGGGAGCAGUCUUAGCUACAUUUCUUCCGGUGAUCACUCCCAUGGCCUUUUGCUGUGAUAUGACAUGCCACUGCAAUUUUUGUACUUCUGUGCAUUAAUCUAUUUUCCACAAGACAUCAUUUGAGCCUGAAGCAGACCCCCUAUUGUAGUUUGCCAGCAAUGUCUUCAUCUCAAUACAAAUAAGACUCAGGGAUGAGAGGGGUUAUUAAAUUCCGUUGUGAAUGUAACUGUUUACCGUGGUGCAUGCUGCCAUUCUGCAUAGGAUUACGCACUGCAUGCGACUGUAUAUUUUGGACUGAAAAUAGGGGUUCAACACUGUAAAUGUCUGGGGUUUGUGUCAUUACUUUUAUUAAGUGCAAUAUCAUUAUUUUCUGUAAUAACUGCAGAAUGUUAACUGUGAAUUUUCUUGAUUUCUUUUUUCCCUGUUGGCCGUAAUAAUAAAUUGUUGACAAUGUGAAAAU